Plutella xylostella (diamondback moth) is the source of this 4594-nucleotide messenger RNA. Lineage: Eukaryota; Metazoa; Arthropoda; Insecta; Lepidoptera; Plutellidae. The record is from RefSeq and is a predicted model, not a curated record.
ACUAUAAUUUCACAGAUACGUUUUUGUAUAAACUGACUCAAAUAAAUUUCUAUUUUCUUUCUCUAAUCUCGGGAGAUUUUGAUACAUUUGUACAUUAUUGUGUUCAAGUUUGAAUAUCAAAUUAGUGGUACAACAUUGUAAAUUAUAUCUUAAUUUAAUGUAAUGUGUAAUUUCGUAUUGUUAUGAAAGUUUGUAAAAGUGAGGUUAUGCUACAGUUUUCUAGACUUUAGUUGUAUAAAAUAGCUAAAAAAUGGAUUCAGCACCAGCACAGGAAGUUACUGAGCUUCUGCGGCAGUGGGAGGAACAGCAUUUAACCCCUAACUAUGAACCCAUACCCACUUUGACAAGGUUAGCUGAAAUAAUAGAAGCGGAGACAGAAAACUUUAUGAAGAAAGACCCUGACCCCUUUGACGAGAGGCACCCGUCCAGGACCGACCCGGAGUGCGCUCUCGGACAUGCACUCAAAGUUAUGUUUAAAAAAGAUAACUUUAUGACUAAGCUAGUGAACGACUAUGUGCGAGAGACAUACUACUCGCGACAGAACAUGACGGGGCGGGACGUGCUGAAGCUGAACGUGGCCGCGUGCAGACUGACGCUGGACCUGAUGCCCGGCCUCGAGAUGAGCGUCGUGUUCCAGGACAACGAAGCCCUAAUCCAGCGGCUGUCGGGCUGGGCGCGCGAGUCGCCGGAGCCGCUGCAGUGCUACGCGACCGGCCUGCUCGCCGCCGCCAUGGAGGUGCAGGAGAUCGCCACCAACUUCCGAGAACUCAACGCUGCCCUGGUCCCGCUGAUGUUGAAGAGAUUACACAAUUUAAGAAACAAACCUACCAAGGAGGAUAAGCCUGGAAGUCAAAACUCGGUGACGCCCCCGAACCAGACCAGACACUUCGCCAGGUUCGACAAGCGGCGAUCGAACCACGAGAUCAAAUGUAACGGACCAGCAGAGAAGAAGGGAAAAGAGAAACCAAAGGACGAGGGCGCGGGUGACAGCGCGCUGCUGGACGAGCCACACACGAGCAAGGACCCCGAGACGCCAGUCAAGAACUUUAACCCAGAAGGCGCCUGCUCGCCCGAAUGGGGCAUGAUGUCGCCGCCGCCGCGCCCGCCCGCGCCGCCGCCCGCCCCGCACGAGACCUCCUCCAACUCGUCCUGGGCGGAGAUGGAGACGUACGUCAUAGGAAAUAUUCAAAUUCACCCGCCGACGGACGCGACCAAGCAGAUGCUGAUACUGCGCUACCUCACGCCCAUGGGCGAGUAUCAGGAAUUCCUGAGCCACGUGUUCGAGCAGAACGCUCUCGGCCUGAUCCUCGGGUACCUGAACGUGCGCGAGUCGCGCGACUCGCGGCUCGCCUUCGAGGCGCUCAAGUACCUCGCCGCGCUGCUGUGCCACAAGAAGUUCUCCAUCGACUUCAUCAACAUGGGCGGGCUGCAGAAGUUCCUCGAGGUGCCUCGUCCGUCCGUGGCGGCGACGGGCGUGUCCAUCUGUCUGUACUAUCUGGCGUACUGUGAAGAUGCUAUGGAGAGAGUGUGUCUGCUGCCUAGAGAGACCACGAGGGAUCUUGUCAAAUACGCGCUGUGGCUACUAGAAUGCUCGCACGACUCGGGCCGCUGCCACGCCACCAUGUUCUUCGGACUGUCCUUCCAGUUCAGAGUCAUUCUAGAGGAGUUCGACAAACAGGACGGGCUCCGCAAGCUGUACAACGUGAUCUCCACGCUGCCCAUCCUGGGCUCGGACGACGAGGAGGCGCGCGUGUCCGAGGACGAGACGUGCGCCGCGCGCCAGAUCGUGCGCCACGUGUGCGUCGCGCUCCGGAGGUACCUAGAGGCGCACCUCCGGUUGAAGGCUGCACAGGUAGCGAGGCAGCAUGGAGACAGCGUGCCCGAACCACCGCCUUAUAAGGCGUCAAAAUCCACCCCAGAAGAGAUCCAAGCGCAGAUCGAGCUGGUCCAGUCGGCGGCGUGGGCGCGCUGGGCGCCGGCCGAUGCGCUGCUCCAGCUGGGCGGCAUCGCGCUGCUGCUGCAGGUGGUGGGGUACGCGUACGAGUGGAACUUCAAUGGCAGAUCAGAGACAGUCCGCUCGGCCCUCGACGUGGUGUCGGUCUGCUGCGUCGCGCCGCGAGUGCAGCUGCUGCUCACAGAGAAGAUAGACAUGCGAGACGCCGAGCUCACCACCGGCAUCAACAUUGUGUUGGGCGCGGCCGACGGCGAGAUCGUGUCGGAGCCGGAGGUGCAGAAGGCGGCGCUCAACGUGCUCGUCAACUGCGUCUGCGCGCCUGUUGUCAGGGCGGGCUCGAGACUAUCAAUAACAGGCUCGUCUAAAAAGCGCGCUACAGUCAAGUCUUACGAAGACAUCAUACACAAGGUGUGGGAGAGCGUGCGGACCAACAACGGGAUUAUGGUGCUGCUAUCCCUGAUGAUGGUGAAGUCGCCCAUCACGGACGCGGACCGGCUGCGCGGGCUGGCGUGCCGCGCGCUGGCCGGCCUGGCGCGCUGCCCCACCGUGCGCCAGAUCAUCUCCAAGCUGCCGCUCUUCACCACCAGCCAGAUACAGAGUCUGAUGCGAGACCCAAUCUUACAAGAGAAGCGUCAAGAGCACGUCAUGUUCCAGAAGUACGCUCUGGAGCUGUUAGAGCGAGUGUCGGGCAAGAGCAAGCACAUGGGCGCCGAGUUCGAGACCUCUCUCGCCAAUAUACACAGGGCGAACGUAGUAGCCCAAACCCGCAUAAACUACAACGAGCGUCAGUUACUCCAACUCAUCGCGGAACACCUGUCCGCGCGCGGACUGUCCGCGUCGGCGGCGACUCUGCAGCGGGAGGCGGGGCUGCCCCCCCCCGCGCCCGCCCCCGCGCACCCCGCGCCGCCGCCGCCGCCGGUUUAUACGCCUAGCACGCCUGUUCGAACGCGGGUAUCCGUCUCUCGCACCAGCAGCUGCGGCUCGCUGCGUGACUCACUCGACUUGAACGCGAGCCACAACAUGAGUGUGGACGAGAGCGCGCCGCCCACUGUCAUUAAACUAAGAAAAGUGCAAACCUCAUCACCGGCCAUCUCUUCCCCGGCGCCCGCCGAGCCGCGCCGCAAGCCGCCAUCAACCACGCCGCCGCGCCGGGUCACCCUGCACGCCAUCGUCACCGAGUACCUGUACAACCAGCACGCGCUCUGCAAGAACCCCAUGGUCACCUGCCCGCAGUUCCACCUGUUCCAACCGCACAAAUGCCCGGACCCGCGCGGCUCCGCCUGGUCCCUCUCCACGCGCGAGCCGCCCAACCUGUGCGCGCGAGUCACGCGGCGCGAGCUGGGCGCGCCCGGCGGCACCCGCGCGCACGCGACACAUGCGCACGCGCACUUCGCGCCCGCUAGGACGCUGCGCGCGCAUGAUGAUGCUUACUUCACGCAUACGUGUUUUCAUCCGACCCAGCAGCAACUCCUUGCCGCCACAUCCAACGGGGACAUCCGCCUCUUCAACCUGUUCACGGGCGCCGAGGAGAGCUCGUAUCAAGUGCACGAGUCCUAUAUAUAUCAUAUGCAGCCGAGUCGAGACGGCUCGCUCCUGCUAGCCUCCGCCACCACCACCUGGCGGCCGCUGUCCGCGCUGUGGAGCAUGAAGGAGUUUGAGCAGCAGUUCCAACUAGACAACGAGGAGUACGUGGAGUUCUCCAAGAUGUCGGACGACCGCAUCAUCGGCACCAAGGGGGAGACCGCCACAGUGUUCGACACGCGCACGGGGCGCGAGCUGCUGGCGCUGACGCCGACCAUCAGCAACCAGUACGGCAAGAACCGCGCCACCUUCAGCCCCUCCGACGAGCUCGUGCUCUCAGAUGGUGUGCUAUGGGACGUGAAUUCCGGCAAGGAGAUACACAAGUUUGACAAACUGAACCAGACGCAUAGCGGGGUUUUCCAUCCAAACGGACUAGAAUUAAUAUCAAAUACAGAAGUGUGGGAUCUAAGAACAUUCCACCUGCUACGAACAGUUCCAACAUUAGAUAAGUCUGAGGUGAUCUUCAACCCGCAGUCGUCGAUCCUGUACGCGCUGUGUCUCGACCAGGACUCGGAGGAGCGCGACCAGUUCGACACCAGCUUCAAGACGCUCGACGCGUACGAUUAUAGCAGUAUAGCCACAAUAGACGUGAAGCGCAACAUCUACUCUCUAGCCGUGUCCCGCUGGGGCACUCAGAUAGCGCUGGUAGAGAACCAGGGCGACGUGGACCAGAUGCAGGAGUCGUGCGUGAAGCUGUACGACGUGGGGCGCGCGCGCGACCAGGACGACGACGCGGAGGAGGAUGAAGAGGACGAUUUGGCCGCUGGAUCAGAGAACGACGACAAUUCUGACUCCGGAUCUGAUAAUGACAAUGAUUUCCCCCUAAACCUGGUGCGUAACGCGAUGGGCCUGGACGACGGAGGCUCUUCAGGAGAUUCUUCGCGGGAAGACGAUGCGCCCCGCGCCGCGCGCCGCCCGCGCACUCGCCGGCGGGCAGCAGAGUCGCACAGCAGCGACAGCGACGGAGACCUCGACCUCGCCGACAUCAUCGAGUUCGACAUAGACUAGUUAACAAUUUACAUUUAUAAAUAAAUAAAAUAAAAUUUACUAUUAAACCUA